ACGAUAGAGCCCUCGGGAGCCCGGGUUAACGGGUGUUGACGAAACACCCUCUCCCCUUCCAGCUUCCCUUUACUCAUUGACACUAGCCAGCCCGCUGGAUAAAUUGCAACCUCUCAGCUGGCAAGCCAGAGUGGCAACUCACUUUGCAAAAAAAAAGAAAGAAGAUUAAUUAAAACAGUGGGACUUUAAGGGGUUUUUUUUGUUGCAGUUUUGCUGAGGGAAGGCAUGCAAAAAGUAGGCGGGGGGUGGAAUUGCAGAAAUGAACUGCAGACAGCGGAGAUACCGGAGUUGGCAGGGCGGAGAGAGAUGAAUUGGAUCUUGCAGCAUCUCUGCACCUUCCCGUGAAAGCUCCUUGCAGCUGUCAGGACCUGGCACAUUCAUUCAAGCCAAGUUUGGGAGCAGAAUGUCCAUUUCAAUCAAUUGAGCAGGCGAUAUGGAGCCGGACUCUGUCAAGUGGGUUGGUUCUCCGUGCGGUUUACACGGAGCCUACAUUUUCUACAAAGCUUUCAAAUUUCGUCUUGAAGGCAGACCAAGAAUCCUCUCCCUCGGAGACUUUUUCUUUGUAAGAUGUAAGCCAGGAGCGCCGAUUUGCAUAGCAGAACUCCAGCUGUUGUGGGAAGAAAGGAACAACAAGCAACUUCUGUCUAGUUCCAAGCUCUACUUUCUCCCAGAAGAUACUCCCGAAGGAAGGUCGGUCGGCCACGGAGAGGAUGAAGUUGUAGCUGUGUCGGAGAAAGUAGUCGUGAAGCUGGAUGACCUGAUGAAAUGGGCAUGCUCGGAUUUCGGCUCAUGGACACGGGGCCUUGGGGCUGUGUCACUGAAACCUUCAAAGAGAAAGGAGCUGGUGAUGAAUGGACAAAAGGAAGUCUUGCAUCAGUAUAGGCAAUGCACCCUCAACAGUGGCCUCAAUUUCAAGGAUGUGUUAAAAGAAAAGGCUGACCUUGAUACCGAUGAUGCUGACGAUGACUGUGAUGAAGUUGAUGACACCAAGAUCAUUGUCCUCAGUUACCCACAGUACUGCCGCUAUCGGACCAUGCUGAAGAGGAUUCAAAACCGAUCGUCCUCCUGGCUGGUUGACCAGUUUGUGAUGGCGUUGGGUGGCAUUGCAAUACUAAACGAAAGCACCCGGAUCCUGUACUGCCGUGACACAUUUGAUCAUCCAACUCUGAUUGAAAAUGAGAGCAUCUGCGAUGAGUUUGCGCCGAAUCUCAAAGGGCGACCACGGAAGAAAAAGCCCUCUUCCCAGAAGCGGGACACACAAGCUGUAAAUAACCUGAGAGAUUCCAAUGAGGAUUCGGAUGGGAAAGGCAAUGCCAAGGCAAAAUGUGAGCCCAAAACCACAAUGGCAAAACCCAAGAAUAACAACAGCAACUGCAAAAAUCUCUCAACUGAUGAAAAAUCAAAGGUUACUGCUGGUGAAGAAUGCAGAGCUGAAGAACAAGCGUUCCUCGUCACUCUAUACAAGUACAUGAAAGAAAGAAAUACUCCAAUUGAAAGGAUACCAUACCUCGGAUUUAAACAAAUUAACCUUUGGACCAUGUUUCAAGCAGCCCAAAAUCUAGGAGGAUAUGAAGCGAUAACCGCACGUCGACAGUGGAAGCAGAUUUAUGAUGAAUUAGGUGGCAACCCUGGAAGCACUAGUGCAGCAACGUGUACCCGCAGGCAUUAUGAGAGGCUGAUCCUGCCCUACGAAAGAUAUAUCAAAGGGGAGGAAGACAAGCCUCUACCUCCAGUCAAGCCUCGAAAGCAGGAGAGCAGCCCCCAAGAGAGCGAGAGCAAGAUGAGGGCAGCUGGAACCAAACGGAAGACUGAACAAAACAGAAAAGUGAAAAGAGAAAGGGACACCAAUCAGAAAGUGAAAGAGUACACUGAGGUAAUUGCAGCCUCAGAGGGCAGCCGAGAAAUGGACAAAUGGAGCCCAGCCUCGGCUUUGUCAAGAGAAGGGGCAGUGACGCAGAUUGAGAAUGGGGAGAAGGAACCGACUGGCUGUGACAUCUCCGAGGGUUCAGAUGGCAAAGGGGACCAAGCCAAGGACAAAGUCAGCAAAGCCAACGGUGAAGAGUCGAAAGGAAAGGAGGCCGAGCCGCUGUCCUUGCACCAGAGCCUUGAGAUCCAUUCGAGAGAUGCGCUGGUACAAAGCCCAGCAGAAAGCAAAGCCGCUUCAGCACCCUGCCAGGAUCCUGAGUUGCCACAACAUCCGGUCGACAAGCUGGCAAACAGUCUACAAGAGAAAGCUGCUAGUGAGGCACCCACAGCUGAGAAAGGUGCUGAGAGAGGAGACGCUCCUGAUCAGGGACCAAGUGUACUAUUGCCGGAUGCUGCAAAUGCCUCCGUUCAUGUCGAUCAACCUUCGAAAGAGGAAGUUGACAAUCGGGCGGGGAGUCACCGGCCGGAGAGCAGACAGAGACAGCCACUUGGGCAGACAGGGAAGGUUAACCUGAACCCCUCUCCCGGGCCCCUCAAAGAGAAGGAGGAGCUUGUUAUGACAAAAACUGAAGCUUCCCCCAGCUACCUGCCUCUGGUGUACUCCAGGGGUCACCCUGGCAUCAUGUCGCCGCUCGCCAAGAAGAAGUUCUUAUCACAGGUCAGUGGGACUUUGUCCAACAGUUAUCCAAUCGGAGCCCCACCUCCAUUACUUAGCAGUAAAAAAUGUGAUGAGAAUGGUGAGGAAAUGGUUACGGCUGAGAGUAAUUUUUUACAAGGCUCCACGCCAGACCAGUUGGCCAUUAAUAGACCAUCUGUGAUUCAACAUGCGCAUAGUUUUCAGAGGAGAAAUAUUGAUGAGCGAGGGGAGACAUUUAAACAUGAUGGUUUGAAUAAAUUAUCCGAUUCUGAGGCUGCUUAUCUUUCUAAGCAUCACCUCAUUUGCUCAGACUCAUUCAAAAGUGGCGCUCCUUACCCUUUCACCUCUGACCUUACAGAUAAUGAAAAUAAAAGUUCUGAGAAGAAAGGUUGCCAACCAUCACAAGUGUCAAGUUUUCUAGCAGACUUCUACUCCUCCCCACACCUGCACAAUCUUUACAGACACACAGAGCAUCAUCUUAAUAACGACCACACGUCGAAGUACCUGAGCAGUAUCAUGAAGGAUAAAAGUUCUUCAUUUGUGCAAAAUAAAAACCAGGAUACAGUCUAUUUAAGUUAUCUUUCAACAUUGCACCGACAGGAAAAGAAAUGUGCAGUGAAACCUCCCACGGAGGAGCAGCCCACUGACUUGAGUCUUCCAAAGUUAAAGAAAACGCUACCCAAGAGCUCAUCAAAUAGUACCAUUCACUUACCAUCGCAGCUCGACAUUAAGAGCACGAUAGCAGUUACACAGCCGGCCCAUACUGACUGCCAUCCCAAAGCUUGCCGUGUCCCUCCAAUGCCAAUACCAAGCAGCACCAAGAGCAGUGAAGCCAUCCAGCCCCCCUCGGCAAAGCUAGAGGAAGUGGUCAGACCCAUCAUCAGCUCCAAAGGAAGUUCACAGGUCAUUGGGAGCUCCAAACCCAUCAAGAGGAACCAUGAGGGCACAGACAACAGCAGCAGUCAGAGCCCGGAGAAGAAACUCCGGGCUGUGUCUCCCAUGCCGCUGGCAAAGGACCUGGCACUGAAAGAAAAGCCGUCUGACUUGGAAGGGGAAAGCAGCAAAAACCUGCCCCCGGGGAUCAUCUUGGAGGGUCACAAGUUCCCGCUGCCAACUCCGAUAUUCCCAGGUGUGUAUCCUGGAGCCUUCGUAUCUCAGGUUCAAGAUAUGUGUGACGGCCUGGGCUCAGGGUUUCCAGUUGACUAUGCCCAUCCCUUGCAAUACUUGAAGAAUCAGGCUGUGCUGUCUCCACUCAUGCAACCACUGGCCAUCCAUUCCUUCAUGAUACCGGCAAUGCAAAGGCAGAUCCUUGCUUCGACCGGCGCCUCUCCACAACUGUAUAGACAUCUGUCCGCAGCUGCUGCCCCAGUCGCAGCCUCUUAUGGGGACCUUUUGCACCAUAGCCUUUAUCCUCUCGCUUCUCUGAACCCACAGGUUGCCUAUUCCACGUCACCAAUCUCUUCUUUACAUCCCGGUGCAAAACUAUAAACGUUUUAUUUUGUGAACAUUUGCUGAAAUCAAGAGAUGUAGCGUAAUAGCCUGAUAGCCCACGUUACAUCGUAAGACUUUGUGAUUGCAAGCUACCAGCAACUGGUUUAUGUAUUUCUUGCAUUCACUUUAGGUGUUCUUAUAUCAUCUACAGAUUGUAAGAUUUGUGUUUUUUUAGUACAUUGAAUGCGAAGUAAUAUUUUUUUGUACAUAGAAAUUUUUUUUGGCUGCAACCUAACACUAUCAUGAUUGCGAUAUCAACACAUUAAAUGGCUGUAAAUAUUCACUACAAACAUUUACAUCUUAAUUUAUGCAACUGUAGUCAGGUUUUACUUCCAGCUUCUGCUGUUUUGGUGUGUAUUUCUCGCAGUGUCAGUUGAUGGAUGUGUUGAAUAUUGUGUUCUUGUUCCAGAACAGGAUAGAAAUAAUAACUACAGGAAGUUUGCUGCAGCUGUAAAUGUCUGUUUGGAUUCUUUUGAAUCCUUUCUGUAGAACCCAUAUGUGGUGGUUAAUUUCUGUACUAUGUAAUAGUGCACCACUGGUCUUUUUUUUUCCACUGAUUUUUUUUUGGAUAUAUCACCAUUCUUGCAGUUGUUAGGGGCUUGACUUUCACAUCGAUUAAAAAAAAAAAUCGUUUACAAAGCAUAAAGUAACUGUAACUCAAGUAACACUUGCCAAGUUUUAAUAUUGAUUCAAAUUAAAUGUAAAUAUUCAAAUUCAGUUUUCAUACUUUCAAUGCCAUCCUAGCUCUCAAACUUACUGCUGUUAAACCGCUAUGAGCUAAAGAUUUGUAUAUAAGAUAUGCUAGCUGUAGUUUGCAGUUGCUACAUUGCAGGGAAAAAAUGACGGUAAUUUUAUAUUUAGAUCCUGCCUGCCUUGCAUUUAAGGUCACAAAAGUAUAGCUGCAAGGGUUCUUUCUGUGGUUCCACAUAAUGUUUUGUCAAUCAAAUGUUUGAACCGUAAAUCUCUCUAAUGUAAACAAGGCAGAUUUUGAAAAGAAGCAAAAGUGAAGCUGAAUAAUAAAAUGAAGAAAAACAAGAUUCCACUUUAGCAUUGGCGAGCAUUCUGCUGGUUUUAUAAUAAAGCCCCUUCAGUCUAUUCCCGUUGUCUGUGCAGCUGUUGGUGAAGCUUUAAUAAGAUUUGUGUUGAAAUGCAGUUCUGGCUCUUUGUUCAACUCCUGUGCUUGGCUCAAUCUGUGGCAGCCUUUUGGAGCUUGGAAAAUUUCACUUUAAGUUUAAAAGUGCCCUCAUGCUAAGCAAAUUAAACAUAGGCAAAAUACUUUCAAAGAAAGUCUUUCUUAAACUUAUUAGAACAUUUGCUUCUAGAGAACUUGACAUUUGGUUACAAUAAUUUCCUUUCAGUUCCACACUAAACAUGUUUAACUGAUGCCUCAGUAUUGCAUGUGGCCUUCUGGCAACUCCACUGCAACAUCAAGAACUAACUGUGCCUUUUCAUUUCAACAACACAUUAAAACUUCAGUACUUAACCACACAUGUUUGUCAAUGGUAUACCGUGGUCACAUCUGGUCUAGCUUUGCAAAGAGCAUUAUGAUCAUAAGUAUUGUGAAAUCAGGAUAUAUUAUUUUUGUUGGUUUCCAUGCUCGUAAUGAUUAUAAUGGGCACUUACAAGAUUGUUUGUCUGAUUGUGGCUAUAUUAGUUACAGAGAAUGUUGUUCUCAAAUGGCCGUUUUAUUCACCAAGACACAUUGCUUAAAUAUUUUCAGUCUGUAUCUUAUCAGCAAGAUGUUUAUACUGACAUGUUCUUAUUAUGAAACUUGUAUUUUGUAAAUAAUGAACACAUUUCUUUUUGCAAUUUUGUUUUGGUCUAUAGCACAUUUUCAUGUAUGGUGAUUUGUACAUAGUUAAAAGCGAAGACUAGUAACAUUAAGAUGAGUCCUGAUAGUUUAAGGUUAUUGAGUAACCUUGCAUUAGGUUCAAACUUUAAAUCUAAUGUUGCUGAGCCAAAUGUAAACACUAAAGUUUUGUUUUUGUAUGUUCAGUGUACUUGGCAAAUGCUUUUGAUACUUUGUUCCAAUAGUUUAUCAAUCACAUAGCUGGCAAAAUAUUUUGUACUUUCUGAUCCACUGUUAUAUUUAAUAAAAGUUUUACUACUUAAAA
Messenger RNA from Carcharodon carcharias (great white shark), 6168 nucleotides. RefSeq names its product AT-rich interaction domain 5B (gene arid5b). Gene Ontology annotation, biological process: regulation of transcription by RNA polymerase II. NCBI's taxonomy places the organism in Eukaryota, Metazoa, Chordata, Chondrichthyes, Lamniformes, Lamnidae. Gene Ontology annotation, cellular component: nucleus. The record is from RefSeq and is a predicted model, not a curated record. The coding region runs from base 434 to 4051 and encodes 1205 amino acids. Gene Ontology annotation, molecular function: transcription cis-regulatory region binding. The transcript is spliced from 10 exons.